Messenger RNA from Thelazia callipaeda (thelaziosis nematode), 1179 nucleotides. NCBI's taxonomy places the organism in Eukaryota, Metazoa, Nematoda, Chromadorea, Rhabditida, Thelaziidae. The record is from the annotation of a GenBank genome assembly.
AUGGAUAAGGAGCAUAACUUUGAUUAUCAGAGUUCUUUACUGGAUAUAGAUUGCGCAAGCACUUCAUCGGUAUCGCAUCCAACAGAUGAAGAUUUGGCUUCAAUGAACAGGCAAAUGGUAACCCCAGAGUUGAUGAGAUAUCUAGAAACUUUUGAGUUUCCAUUUAUAAAUGACGUAACAAAUUAUGAAAAGUUGGCAAAGAUUGGGCAAGGAACAUUUGGUAUUGUGUUCAAGGCUCGUUGCAAGCGUACAGGUCGAAUUGUUGCUCUGAAAAAAAUCUUAAUGGAAAAGGAAAAAGAGGGAUUUCCGAUAACAGCUCUACGAGAAGUUAAAAUGUUGCAGAAGUUAAAGCAUAGGCACAUCACGGAAUUAAUAGAAAUAUGUAGUAGCAGAGCAUCAGCUGCAAAUCAAGAACGUAGUUCGUUUUAUCUGGUAUUUUCUUUUUGUGAACAUGAUCUUGCUGGACUGUUAUCAAACGCAAGCGUACGGCUUUCUUUGGCUGCAAACAUUUUGAUCACAAAAGAUGGUAUAUUGAAGUUAGCGGAUUUUGGUCUUUCACGGCCACUGUUUUCCAAAUUUCCUGGUUAUCCUGAUCAUCGUUACACAAAUCGAGUUGUUACUUUAUGGUAUCGUCCUCCUGAAUUGCUUCUUGGGCAAUGUCAUUAUGGACCUUAUAUUGACAUGUGGGGUGCAGGUUGCAUCAUGGCUGAAUUAUGGACGCGCACUCCUAUUCUGCAGGGUGAAAGUGAACAAAAACAACUAUUUCUUAUAUCUAAUUUGUGUGGUAGUAUUAAUCCGCAAUCGUGGAGAGGUGUAGAAAAUUUACCGCUUUAUAACAAAGUUGAGUUGCAACAAAAUUUGAAUCGUCGAGUAAUCGAGCGCUUAGACCCUUACAUCAAGGAUUGCAAUGCUUUAAAUUUGAUCGAUAGUCUUCUCGUCUUAGACCCAUCAUUACGGCUCGAUGCCGAGCAGGCUCUCGACCAUUUGUUUUUCUUCACACAACCUCAUCCAGCACCAGAUGUGAAAGAUUUGAUGAGUACUAUUUCGACAAAUCUGUUUGAAUAUACUGUCGGAAGAGGAGCACAUAGUGCGCGAGGUCGUGGUGUACACCACCAAAACCGCCAGAAUAUUUGCUCUUCAAUGGUAUCACAAGGACAGUAUGUAGACAUGGUUUUUUGA